Messenger RNA from Penicillium alfredii, 642 nucleotides. RefSeq names its product putative BAP31 domain protein. Gene Ontology annotation, cellular component: endoplasmic reticulum membrane; endoplasmic reticulum. The transcript has 4 exons. Gene Ontology annotation, biological process: intracellular protein transport; endoplasmic reticulum to Golgi vesicle-mediated transport. The coding region runs from base 1 to 642 and encodes 213 amino acids. The record is from RefSeq and is a predicted model, not a curated record. NCBI's taxonomy places the organism in Eukaryota, Fungi, Ascomycota, Eurotiomycetes, Eurotiales, Aspergillaceae.
AUGACUCUCUAUUACAGUCUUGUGUUCCUUCUCCUGGUGUUUGAGAUGGCGGUCUUCCUGGCCCUCAUCGUCCCGCUGCCGUUUACCGUUAAGCGAAAGCUUUUCGCCUUCAUUUCGGAAAGCCCUAUUAUCGCGAAGUUACAAUAUGGCUUGAAAAUCACUUUCAUCUUCAUCUUGAUCCUCUUUAUCGACAGCGUCAACCGAGUGUACCGUGUGCAGCAGGAGCUGGCGGCCUUCUCCAAGGAUGGCGCUGGAGUCGGAGCUGCACACCUGGGCACCGACCGCAUGGAGGUGCAAGCCCGCAAGUUCUACUCGCAACGCAACAUGUACCUUUGCGGCUUCACCCUCUUCCUCUCGCUGAUCCUGAACCGCACCUAUAUCAUGAUCCUGGAAGUCCUCCGUCUCGAGGACCGCGUUAAGCUUCUCGAGGGAGACAAGAAGGUCGGUGGCAAGGAUUCUGCCCGUGUCGCAGAGGCUGGCUCAGCCGGGGAGAUUGGCGCACUUAAGAAGGAGCUCGCGGCCAAGGACCAUGACAUCGAGACCCUCAAGAAGCAGUGCGAGGGAUUGACCCGCGAGUACCACAAUCUCGGUGACCAGGUUGCCGGCAGCAAGGGAGAAGAGAACAAAAAGAAGGACCUGUAA